Messenger RNA from Solanum dulcamara, 1059 nucleotides. Its product is annotated as protein MIZU-KUSSEI 1-like. Lineage: Eukaryota; Viridiplantae; Streptophyta; Magnoliopsida; Solanales; Solanaceae. Gene Ontology annotation, biological process: hydrotropism. The coding region runs from base 160 to 846 and encodes 228 amino acids. The record is from RefSeq and is a predicted model, not a curated record. The transcript has a single exon.
GUGAAUCCUAAAUUCUAACGUCAGCUUUAUUUGCAGUCUGCAGGUCACCUUGUCUUGAUUAGUAAGCAUUAUGUUUCAUGUCUCUUGUAGGGGAUCAAAUCUGAGUGAUUACUCGAGCUAAACACAACAUCAUCACUAGUUUUGGUCUUUUGGGUAUGGAUGCAGGGAUAUCAAUUCUCCAAGUCUUGUUCCUUAAACACUAUCAGUGAUAACAAGAAGUCAAAUCAAGAAUCAGCAUCUGUAACAACUAGGAGGAAACUGCAAACUGUAGCAAUAGCCAGGCUAAAGUCUGUCCUAAUAGCAUUUGGCCGAAACAGGACACACUUCCAACAAGGUCUUGGAACAAGAGUUGUAGGCACCCUUUUCAGAAACAGGCGUGAACAUGUACAUUUUGCAUUCCAGAAAGAUCCCAAUUCACGGCCAGCCUUGUUAAUUGAGCUUGCCACUCCUAUAAGUGGAUUAAUCCAGGAAAUGGCAUCAGGCUUGAUCAGAAUUGCAUUGGAAUGUGACAAGGAAGAAGAAGAAAAGAAGGUGGCAAGAGUGAUAGAUAAGCCUAUGUGGAGGACUUGCUGUAAUGGAAACAAGUGUGGCUAUGCAACAAGACAGGAAUGUGGACCAAAAGAAUUGCAGAUUCUUAAAGCUGUGGAGCCAAUUUUAACAGGUGCUGCGGUUUUGCCAGGGAAUGACAUCAUGUAUAUGAGGGCCAAAUUUGAGAGAGUAGUUGGCUCUAGAGAUUCAGAAGCAUUUUACAUGAUGAACCCUGACAGAAAUGGAGCUCCUGAAGUAUAUACUUCCUCAGAGUCUAACAAGCCAAUGACUCAAGUUUUCCUUUUCUCUUUUCUUUAGGAGAGUUAAACUGAAUAUAAUCCUUUCUUGAUCUUAGUUGCCAAGGACACAGAGAUCCACAUGCAUUAUAUCGCAUUUCAAUUGAAUGGUUUACUGAAUGAUCAUGUUGGGAAAAAUAUUACAAUAUUGAUAAUGGACAAGAGUUACAAAAUAGAAAAUAACUUAUUAUAAAUACCGUGUCAUGGCAAGCCACUGUCUUGAAAGCAAUUUCGG